Molecule: messenger RNA, 246 nt
Organism: Thlaspi arvense
Lineage: Eukaryota; Viridiplantae; Streptophyta; Magnoliopsida; Brassicales; Brassicaceae
Source: the annotation of a GenBank genome assembly
AUGGCGUUUUCUUCUUGGCUGGGCUCUAGAGAUAGCACCUGUCCGACUACCCUUAGGAGGCUAGUAUCUCAAGCUACAAUCUAUAUGAUAUGGAGAGAAAGAAACAACAGGCUUCACAACAACAUCUCAGCCAUGCCUCAUACCAUCUACAAGACCAUUGACAGGUUGACGAGAUACGCUAUUCUUGGCAAAAAGAAAAGCAAACGAUUUAGUGAUCUGAUGCAAACGUGGCUCGCCUUUGAUUAA